AUAGCAUGAUACUGGUUUUGGAAAGAGUUGUCCCACAUUAUACACCUUCAGUUGAUGUUGUUAUUACACAAAUACAAUGAAUUUUAUAAGAACUUUUCCCCAUUUAUAUUAUAAUCCAUAAUCAUGGUUAUAUACAGGGAGAUUUGACUUUCUUUACAAAAUAUUUUUUUCAUGCAAAGUUUCAGCAAAGAUCUCCCUCUGACUGCUGAUCUUGUUUCCAUGGAAACGACACCACAACGCGGUGGCUAACUCACUCAGCCCAAACUGUUAAACGGAGAGCAGGAUGUCGGAGGGAGAGGAGGCCGGGGCGCUGUCGGAGGGAGAGGAGGCCGGGGCGCUGUCGGAGGGAGAGGAGGCCGGGGCGCUGUCGGAAGGAGAGGAGGCCGGGGCGCAUUCGGAGGGAGAGGAGGCCGCGAAUGAGGAUGGACAGGAGGAAAAUAUGUCUGAAAAAGAGGACCAGAUCGAGCCAUGCCCUCUGACCAAGGAGAUUCUGAUCCCCGCUCUGUCUCUUUUGUGUCGCACCGGGAACGGCCUGGCACACGCCUUCGUUAAGCUCCAACUGGAAAACAGACGUCUGACAGACAUGGCCCUGGUCAGCUCGUUUGUCCACCUGCGUUUCCUGGACGUGUCAUCCAACCACCUCUCUGACCUUUCACCCCUGGCUGCCCUCACACAGCUGCUGUGGCUGAAGGGCGAUGGUAACAUGGUGGCUGGGUUCAGAGGUCAGCCCCUGGGUCAGCUGACAUACCUACAGUGGCUGAGUCUGGCCCUGAACCGCCUCAAAGACCUGGAAGGCCUAGAAGGCCUCGGCCUAGAGAGCCUCAACCUCAUUGGUAACGGUAUCCAGAGGGUGUCGGGGCUACGGUACCAUCACCUGACCAACCUGGUGACUCUAGAACUGAGAGGAAACAAACUGGAGACCACCGACGGGAUAUACCUGCCCAACCUCCGACGCCUCUACCUGGCCCAGAAUACUAUCAAGCGCCUGGAGGGUCUGGGUAAGCUGGAGCGUCUGACCACCCUGCACCUCCGAGACAACCAACUGGAGACUCUAGAUGGCAUCAGUCCCAACAUGAAGUCCCUGCAGUACCUCAACAUCAGGGGUAACCUGGUGUCUGCCCAGCGUGCCUUGCGUAGUCUGGUGGGCGUAUCCAGGACAUUGCGAGCGCUGGUCCUAGCGGAAAACCCUCUGGUGGAGACGGAGGACUACCGUCUGUGUGUCCUGAGCCGCCUGCCGUUGCUGGAGCGCCUCGACAAGGAACCCAUCUCUCCUGAGGAGAAGUCUGAGGCCCAGGAGAAACUCAGGGAGUUUAAUGAUGAGGUGUCUGUUGGGGCAGAGAAGUACUAACUCACCAUCACUCAGUGACUCCUCUCCCAGUCACUCCACCAGUCCACAUCCAAGACCUACAUAGAUCCUUGUGUGUGAACAAGUUUGUACUAGCUGGUUAAAUGUAUUCCUGGUUUAUCCUCAGCAGUGCUGGUCCUGGUGUGGAGACAGACUAGCGAGUUAAAUGUAUUCCUGGUAUAUUAACCAAUGAAGAUUGUGUUUAUAGACAACGAACGAUGCUCUAUUUUCAAAACAAUAAACAUUUAUUGAUUGGUA
Molecule: messenger RNA, 1603 nt
Organism: Oncorhynchus masou masou (cherry salmon)
Lineage: Eukaryota; Metazoa; Chordata; Actinopteri; Salmoniformes; Salmonidae
Gene: lrrc23
Product: leucine rich repeat containing 23
Exons: 9
Coding region: 284-1348 (354 amino acids)
Molecular function (GO): protein binding
Source: RefSeq, a predicted model, not a curated record